AUGAACGUUAUCAAGCUACAAGAAGAUAUCUUCAACAUUAUCGAUGAUUUCCGCAAGAUCGACCUGGACGAUAAAGGAUGGGUGGACCGUAAGCAUGUGAUCGAGUCUGUGUCGCAAGAGGGCAAAGGUUCUUACGACGACGUGAGAGAGGCAUUGAAGCAGGUGAGUGUUGAUGCUUCGGGACAUGUGGAGCUGGACGACUAUGUUGAGUUGCAUGCCAAGUUGAAGGAGAUCCGGCAGCCGCCUGUUUCUGGUGGUUCUGCUGCCACGGCCGGCACGGUGGCCUCUGCGGGCUCGUCUGCGGGCGGGUUUGUACACAAGGGAACCGGUGCUGCUGCCAAGGUCAUUGUCACAGGAAAGUCCGGUACCACACACACAAUCAACGACGAAGAGCGGAUUGAGUUCACCAGACACAUCAAUGCCGUUCUCGCUGGCGAUCCCCAUGUUGGUGACAGAUUGCCAUUUUCGCUCGAUACGUUCCAGAUUUUCGACGAGUGCACAGACGGAUUGGUUCUUUCCAAGCUGAUUAACGAUUCUGUUCCAGACACAAUUGACACCAGAGUUUUGAACAUCCCUAAGAAGGGCAAGAAGCUGAACAACUUCACGAUGCUGGAGAAUGCCAACAUGGUGUUGAACUCGGCCAAGGCCAUUGGAUGUGUGGUUGUCAACGUCCAUUCGGAAGAUAUUAUUGAAGGAAAAGAACACUUGAUUCUGGGUCUGAUUUGGCAGAUUAUCAGAAGAGGUCUGUUGAGCAAGAUCGAUAUCAAGCUCCAUCCAGAACUGUACAGAUUGUUGGAGGAUGACGAGACUUUGGAACAGUUCCUGAGACUUCCUCCUGAACAGAUUUUGCUCAGAUGGUUCAACUAUCAUCUCAAAGCAGCCAACUGGAACAGAAGAGUGUCCAAUUUCAGCAGCGACGUGAGCGACGGUGAGAACUACACCAUUUUGUUGAACCAGUUGCAGCCAGAGCACUGUUCUAAGGCUCCAUUGCAGACCACCGACCUGUUGCAAAGGGCCGAGCAGGUUCUAAUUAAUGCGGACAAAAUUGGUUGCAGAAAGUACCUGACUCCAACCGCCUUGGUUGCAGGUAACCCACGUUUGAACCUUGCCUUUGUUGCUCAUUUGUUCAACACUUAUCCUGGACUCGAUCCUAUUGAGGAGAGCGAAAGACCGGAGAUCGAGGAGUUCGAUGCCGAGGGAGAAAGAGAGGCCAGAGUGUUCACCUUGUGGCUGAACUCUUUGGAAGUGGACCCUCCUGUUGUUUCGUUGUUUGAAGAUUUGAAGGACGGUACGAUUCUACUCCAGGCGUUCGACAAGGUGAUGCCUGGCUCUGUUGACCUCAAGUUCAUCAACAAGAGACCAAGCUCGGGCGGCGAGAUGUCCAGAUUUAAGGCUCUCGAAAACACCAACUACGCGGUCGAGGUUGGAAAGGCCAACCGGUUCUCGCUUGUUGGUAUUGAGGGGUCGGACAUUGUUGACGGAAACAAGAUGCUGACCCUGGGACUAGUGUGGCAAUUGAUGAGAAGAAACAUCGUGGACACUUUGUCCAAGCUUUCUUCGAACGGCAAGGAAGUCUCUGAUGCGGAGAUUUUGAGAUGGGCCAAUGCACAAGUCACCAAGGGAGGCAAAUCGUCGACGAUCCGGUCGUUCAAAGACUCUUCUUUGGGUACUGGAGUGUUCCUGCUGGAUGUUUUGAACGGUAUCAAGCCGGGAUACGUGGACUACUCGCUUGUCACCGCCGGAGCUACCGAGGACGAAAGAUACGCCAACGCCAGACUGGCUAUCUCUAUUGCCAGAAAGCUUGGUGGUUUGAUCUGGUUGGUUCCGGAAGACAUCAACGAGGUGAGAUCGAGACUGAUCUUGACGUUUGUUGGAUCAUUGAUGUCGCUCAAGUCCGUCGCGGGACUUGACGCCCACCCUUUGGAUCUUGUAGGUGGGGAAAGUGGAGGCCUUGACCGGGUUGGCCAGCACCUCUUUAGUGGCCUGUAUCCAGUCGAUGCCUGCGUAGACGCCCUGGGCCGCGUUGAUGAACAAGUAGUCGAUUUUCUCGUGCGACUUCUUCAAUUCGUACACGGCGCCCAGUAUCGACACCAUGUUGGAGAAGUCCACGAGGAUAUAGUCGAAACUGAGGAUUCCUUCUCUGUGCGCAUGUUUUUCGUUGUACUCUUUAAUUUUGUCGAUGGCCUCUCUGGCCUUGGGCAAGGUUCUAGAGGUGACAAUGAUAGUGAGCUUGUCGCCCGUGGGAACCUCCUCGAGAAGCCGGUAGGCGAUGUUCAGCCCCAAAUUGCUGUUUGUUCCUGUGAUGAGUGCGGACAGAUGCAUUAUUUGAACAAUUUAAACGAGAGAAAUUGCACAGCCGUUGGUUUUUCUCUUAGCGAUGUGGAGACCGAGCAUUUGGCAGGAUCGAAUGUAAAUCAAGGGCCAAACAUACGCACUAGACCAUUCACUGGAUCUGCAGACGUCUGUGUGAUCUGUGCUGGUAUGGUUGCAACAAAGUAG
Ogataea philodendri is the source of this 2499-nucleotide messenger RNA. RefSeq lists its product as uncharacterized. Gene Ontology annotation, cellular component: actin filament bundle; actin filament; cytoplasm. The transcript is spliced from 3 exons. Gene Ontology annotation, biological process: actin filament network formation; actin filament bundle assembly. The record is from RefSeq and is a predicted model, not a curated record. The coding region runs from base 1 to 2499 and encodes 832 amino acids. Gene Ontology annotation, molecular function: actin filament binding. Lineage: Eukaryota; Fungi; Ascomycota; Pichiomycetes; Pichiales; Pichiaceae.